Cajanus cajan (pigeon pea) is the source of this 733-nucleotide messenger RNA. Its product is annotated as Iron-sulfur cluster biosynthesis family protein. Gene Ontology annotation, cellular component: mitochondrion. Gene Ontology annotation, molecular function: iron ion binding; 4 iron, 4 sulfur cluster binding; 2 iron, 2 sulfur cluster binding. Gene Ontology annotation, biological process: iron-sulfur cluster assembly. The record is from RefSeq and is a predicted model, not a curated record. NCBI's taxonomy places the organism in Eukaryota, Viridiplantae, Streptophyta, Magnoliopsida, Fabales, Fabaceae.
ACACCUACGUUGUGUGGCUGCGCUAUACGCUACCGUGAAAUAACAAACGCAAUCUCAGACAACAUCGUUCAUUUCAUUUCACUUUCAUUUUCACUUUCAUUUGAUUUGCGAGACAACAUAAGAACGAUCAAUGAUUCGAAGCCUCGCUUUGCAAUUGGCAGCACGAUUCCGACACAACCACAACCUUGUGCGGUUUUCUUCAUCUGCUUCUGCUUCUGCUUCUGCUUCUGCUUCGACUCUUCACCAUGCCACUCCCUCUUCUUCUUCCGCUGAGCCCGUUCACAUCACCCAAAACUGCGUGCGAAGAAUGAAGGAACUGGAAGCUAAUGAAUCAUCAACAGAUGGAAAAGUGCUUCGUUUGAGUGUGGAAACUGGUGGAUGUUCUGGAUUCCAGUAUGUUUUUAAUCUGGAGGACAGAAUCAACUCAGAUGAUAGAGUUUUUGAGAAAGAAGGAAUUAAAUUGGUUGUUGACAACUUAUCGUACGAUUUUGUAAAAGGGGCAACUGUUGAUUAUGUUGAGGAGCUAAUCCGUUCAGCAUUCGUGGUAACUGAAAACCCCAGUGCAGUUGGUGGUUGCAGUUGUAAAAGUUCCUUCAUGGUGAAACAGUAGUGAUUUUUGCUAGUCCUUUUGACCCUUCACCCACUGCUGAGAUAUUCAUUGUAACCAAUUUUUGGUUCUUUUAUACCUCUAAAAGGACGAUUCAUUGAACUCAAGAUAAAUUUUAUUGCUUGU